CCUUCCCUGCCCUGCCUUCCUCCCCUCGGCGCUGCCCUCCUCAUCCUCGCUCGGCGAAGCGGCGGCGGCGGCUCCUCGCCCGGCGGGAGGAGGAAGAGGAAGAAGAAGAAGGAGGGGGGGGAGCAGGGAGAGAGAGCCCGCGGGGAGGGGGGAGGAGGAGGAGGAGGAGGAGGAAGAGGAAGAGGAAGGCGGGAUGAGAUAAGCGGGGCGGGGGCAUGUAGGCGGCCCGGGAGCCGGGGAGGGGGGAGCUCAGGUGGAUGCGGGGGGCGGUGUGAGGAAGGGCCGGCGGGGGGGGGGGGGGCUCGCCGAGGGGCCGGGGCACUUCCCGACGAGGAGGAGGAAGAGGAGGAGGAGGAGGAGGAGGAGAAGGAAGGCGGCUGUGUGUGGCUGCGCGGCGGCAGCUCUCGGCGGGAGGCAGGGUUUGGGGUGUUUUGGUUUUUUUUUGGGGGGGGGUUGGUCUCACGCCCCCCCCCGGCCUUCUUCCUCCGUGGGGAGUUGGCGCCUGGAGGAGGAGGAGGAAGAGGAGGAGGCAGCAGCAGUAGGGCCGGAGGGGCCCCAUACGCGGUGCCCCCCCUCCCCCCCCCCCCCCCCCCGCCUGGCUUCGUUCCUGGAGUGUUUUUUUUCCUUUUUUUUUUUUUUUUUUUUUUUUAAAUCUGCAUAUUGAUUUUUAAACAAACAAACAACCCCCCCUCCCGCACUCCCCCCCCCCUCCCCCCCCUCCCUCGCAACGCCAGCCUCUGCCUCCGGGAGGGAAAUAGCCGGGUGAAAUCUCCCUCUGUUUCCAUGGACAACCCGUCCAUUAUCACCCAGGUGACUAACCCCAAAGAGGAGGAGAUCCUGUCCUGCGCUCAGGAUAAAGUGUCCCAGUGUAAUAUCAGCUUGAAGAAGCAAAGGAGUCGAAGUAUCUUUAGCACCUUAUUCUGCUGCUUUCGUGACUACAAUGUCGAACCACCAUCUACCAAUAGCACCAGUGCUCUUCCUCCUUUGGUGGAGGAGAAUGGAGGACUUCAGAAGGGUGACCAGAUGCAGGUCAUGCCUAUACCAAGUCCACCAGCUAAAUACCUCCUGCCAGAACUGACAGCAUCAGACUAUGGGAAGAAGUGUGUGGUCAUUGAUUUAGAUGAAACUUUAGUGCACAGUUCAUUUAAGCCAAUUAGCAAUGCUGAUUUCAUCGUUCCUGUUGAGAUUGAUGGAACCAUACAUCAGGUUUAUGUAUUGAAACGACCACAUGUGGAUGAGUUUCUUCAGAGGAUGGGAGAGCUCUUUGAAUGUGUACUCUUCACAGCCAGUCUAGCAAAGUAUGCAGACCCAGUAGCCGACUUACUGGAUCGCUGGGGUGUGUUCAGGGCAAGGCUAUUUAGAGAAUCCUGUGUUUUCCACCGAGGAAAUUACGUGAAGGAUCUGAGUCGGCUGGGACGUGAGCUGAGUAAAGUUAUUAUAGUGGAUAAUUCUCCUGCAUCUUACAUCUUCCAUCCUGAAAAUGCAGUGCCUGUGCAGUCCUGGUUUGAUGACAUGACAGACACAGAGCUGCUAGAUCUUAUUCCUUUCUUUGAAGGACUAAGCAAAGAGGAAGAAGUUUACAGUAUGCUUCAUAAACUCUGCAACAGGUAGCCCUUAACUUUGACUGACUUCUGCUACUAGAUUGCAGUUGCUAGAGGAUGUCUCCAUCUUUUUCAGCUCUUUCAAAUGUAAGCUUUGGGGAGGUCCCUCCUGUCAGAAGUGCUACUCUUGAUCUUCCUCUUACAUUGGACACGAAGGACAAUCAUGAGUGAUGCUAUUAAGCCUUCAGAAACCUGACUCCUAAGGUCAUGUGUUCAGACUACUUUUUUAAAGGAAAAAAAAAAAAAAGAAGCUAUUUUAAAUGGGACUCUUUUAAUGAAUUUCAUAAAUGGACAUCUUUUACUGGAUCAGCUUUUCUUAAAACAUGCCAAAAAAGAAGCUUGUAUUUCAGCAGUUGAAUUUCUCUCCCUUUCUUCCCCUCCCACUAUGCAGACAAUUUUACCCCCCUGCUUAGAGCAGUUGACCUGACUCUGAAUUUUUUCUUACAGAAUGAAGUGCCUUUUUGAAUGUUAUUUUAAGAUAAAAAUUCAUUUUUGUAUAAGACUUAUUUCCAGACAUCUUUUAGUCUUGUAUUGUCUAAAUGCUUUAAAAGGAAAAAGGAAAAAAAAUUUUAUAGAGCACUGUAAUAUAUAACAAAGGAAAAAGUUAAAACAAAGAUGCUGGGUUCCUGUCUCCACGUUGACAUUAAGUUGUAUUACAUUUUGUCAUGCUCAGAAGGUUCAAGCGUUUGUGGGAGGGGCGAUUUGGAUUACACGGUUAUUUCACUGAUAAGAUUUUGGAUACGGUUUUGAACAUAUCUGCAGUUGUUUGAGUAUUAGGGAAUGAUGGAAUUUAGAAAAUAGGGUGACAAAUAGAUCUAAAGCACCUUCUAUUCUAGACAGAUGAAGUUCUAUUGUUUCUGCUUACGCACAACUGCCAUGCCUCUCAUUUUUUUUUGGAAAAUCAUUAUCUUGGGAGAAUGGGGAGGAGAUCUAUUUAUUAGUUUAAAAUUCUUUUCUUAAAAAGAAACCCAUCUGGGUAAGCUGGAUCUGUAUUGAGCUGUUUGGAGUACUUUUUUCUUUUAAUUGCUGCUACUGUAUACUCACCAAAUGGAGUUGACCAUCGGCUGUUAUACUGUUUUUGCCACUGUGCCUGUGCUAUGAAACAUUUUCUGUAAGCUGCAAACUAGGGCAAUAAAUAAAACGCAGGCUUCAUAACCCACCCUUACGUAUUAAUCCCAUGGUAUUUGAUAUACCAGAGAACUCAGUUAAAGGUGACCUGCAAAGGAUUUUUUUUAUCAUCGUGUAGUUUUUGUUUUGUUUUUUUUCAGUUUAGAUGAAGCCCUCUCCUUUCUUUGGUGUAUAAACAUGGGAACAGUAUUUUUCCCUUAUCUCUGAUUUGUAUUUCUUCUUUCCCAAGGUGUAAGGUGCAGGCUGGGAAGCUAUCACAAGACUUCCUAGAAGGGAAGAGGUUACUAGCCUAGGCUUUCCUCUAAAGCAGUCCUCUGCUUUGGAGCUAAAUAAACCUCAUCUUUGAAUCUGGAAUUCUGCUUAGCACCUACUCGUCCGUAGGGUCAUUAAUGCCCUAAAAUAACUUUUAGCUUUUUUAGGCCUUUUGAAGGAAAAUGCUUUUUUUUUUUUUUUUCUCCCCUUCGCAGUGUCACCUUUUAAUUAUGUCCCGCACCAGAAAUCUACAACCAUAAAAAUCCCAGCUCUACUGGGCUGUCAGAAAAGAAAACCGAUCAGAGCAGUUGGUGCUUCUAAUUAGCCUAGUGCUAAAUUCUCAACAGUAGAUCCCCUUUGCCUUUUGCUUUUUUUUCUUGAAAAGUCUUGAAGACUUGGGGUUGGGGGGGGGGGGUUUGCAAUGGACUUGGAUCGUCAUCCUUGUUUUUAGACAACAAAUUGGUGAAGCAGCUUAAGGAAUCCAUUCAUAGAAGGGCAGGCCAGCCGACGCAGGCAGUGAGGAGAUAGUCGCGGGCGCAGUGUGAGCCUGGAGGACGACUUGCCCCUUGCGGUGCCGCUGUGCCUCGCGGGGAGGGCGAUGGAGGCAGCCCCGGGACACUCGUGAGUCUGUACGGCAUCCCCGUUUUCUUUUCUUACCAGCUGGCAUUACCUUAGUACUGUAUCAUUCUGUGCCACAACAAAAGACAAAACUGACGCUUAAGCAUUAAAAUAAAAAUAAAAAACCCACCCUAUGUUGUUUCAGAGAAGACGUAUGGAUUCUGGUUAGUCCAUUAACGUUCACUUUCAGUUUAAGAUUGUUUAGUUUUGUAUUUGAAUUCAGAGUAAUGAAACUGUAAGCUGCCAAAAAGUUGUUCUCUGAGCAGUAUUUUCAACUGUGUUCGUAGCUUCUGUGCUGCAAAUGCAGUUUGCAGGGAAGUAUUCAGGUUGUAGUUAGUUGUGCAGGUAUGAUAGGAAUGGUUGAAAAAAAUUCAAAGACUUUCUCGCUAGCAUUAGACCAAACAAUCUUCCAACUAGACAAUAAAUAACCCCGCUGAGGCGUUACCAUUGUAUGGUUGUAACCUGUUCCACGUGAGACAAACCAUGUCGUUAGUUUGCAUUUAUGAAAGCAGCGAUUUCAUGAACCAGUUGCCUUAAGUCUGUGAAUGAAUGUUGAUUAUUAAAGUGUCUUGUAUUGUUUUUAAAAUCCACAUAUAAUGGACAACUGAACUUCUGUUCCAGCUUCUGGAUGAACGGUUUUGAUGAUGCUCUGUACAGCCCUACUUGUUUUGUAUUGUUUUUCAGCUCUUGAAAUCCACAAAUUUCCAGAAGAAAAAAAAGUUGAAUAAAGCAUUAAAAUGAUACUUGGUGACAAUACAAAAGGGUAAAACUUAGCAGCAGUUUUGAUCUCUGCUAGUAUCUUAAGGCUAUUUUCUGUAAUUUCUGUUGUAGGGUUUGGUUUUUGUGCUUUUUUUUUUUUGUUUUUUUAGCUCGUUCCCAUUGAAAUAAAAGUUGCAGUGUUCUGCAGUCAAGUGUGGGCUUGCCUGGCUAUUCAGAUUUGGGCAAAGGGAUCAAACCAUCAUAUUUUGUCAUACUUAAAAAUUCAUGUUUUAAGUUUGUCUGAAUAUACACGUGCUAUAUAUUCAAAGCAUCUAGAUUUUAACAAAGCAAUAGAGUUCUGUCUGUAAAGCCAGAUAAAGGAGUGGAAUGUUUGUAAAAUUUGCAAUACGGGUAUUUGAUAGUAUUUUAAGUACAAGAUUCUUAGGAUAGGAGACAAAAUAUUUCCUAAACCUCCAACGUAUUUCAAAGUGCAGUUAAUGCAUGCAGGUCUACAGGGUUGUUAUUAACCUUGGUUCUCAAUUACAUUUCUGGAUAUCAGAAGAGUAUUAACAAGUCUUUUCCAGUUGAUCAUUCUGUCCAAGAAAAGAAACGCUGCCUGGCCUGAAGUUCUGUUGUCCGUUUUAUGUUGGGUUAAAAAAGGGUUUUUGCCUGUAUAGGUAUUUUUAAAUUAAGCUGUAAGGCAGAAUGCCUUCGAUUCUUGAAAUUCAACUGAAGUGUUAUGAUUAAAUUGCCAUUUGUUAAACUAGGGCUGUGCGCAGGAUAUUUGUUAACCGCCAGGAAGCGCGGCAGGUCUCGAUGGAGGCUCGUAGCAAAUGUACAGUAUUGCUGUGUGCACUUAGGUAGCUUCGGAGGAAUAAUUUGUCUAUUGUUUUGCCCUCUAAUCUUUUUUCAAACAGCAGAGUUAUACACAUGGAAGAGAUUCGACACCUGAAGAGAUUUGGUUAUCAGUGUAUGCAAUCACUUUAUCACGGCAUGAUUUUGAUUAGACUGGUUGGGGACAAUAAAGUAUCUAAAUGACACUGGUGUGUACUGAUGUUGCAGCUUUUGAAAUUUCAGUGUAAAAAAAAACCUGUAGCUAUAUAAUUUACAAACACAUAAUCCUAUGUUUUACAGAUUCUUUUUAACUAAUAAAACACAGUACCGCACAGCCCUAUUUGUAAAACAACAACAUGUUUGUGCCUCUGAUUUCCAAGGUGCUGUGAUGUAUGCCUUUGUGGGGCGAGGAGGGCAGGUGAGACGUGCGCGGGGUGAUGGCUUUAAAAAUCUCUGGGCUAACUAUGCAAAACCAGCUGUCAGUUUCCUGUUUCGCAUUAUAUUGUAAAAAUCCAGCUGACUUUUCUCUUCCUUUUUUUCUUGUUAAAGAUCUAUUGGGAACUUCUUAAAAGAGGAGUAAGCAAUGGAAAUGUUUCUUGAUUAUUUUUUUUCUAAUAAUGGAGCUGUUUACACUUUAAUGCAAUGAACAAUCCAGCGAUACUUGAGAAACACUACAGAUACCAUUUGAGUGUUUUCAGGAGAGAGAAGUGUUGUCAAUCAGGUAUUGAAUGGUUUCUUUACUGUCACAAAUAAAAAGAUUUUAACAAUAUAGUUACUUGUGCAUGUAAUGCUUCUCUGGGAAAAAAAGAUUUUCUGCCCUUUUCCUUUCAGUAAUAGUCACUGCCAUAAUUUGACAGGGACUUUCUUCCUGCCGUGUGCACAUCCAUGUUGGACAGGAAAAUCCCCCUUCUCUAUUCCACUCUCCUCCCCCUCUCCUCUUCUUAAAUCAUGUAUAGGACUCCUUAUUGACUGCUCUGGCACCUGCUUGUGCAAACAGAGCUGAUGAACUACUGAUGAACUCUGCUAAAUAAAUUGGUGGUGACUCUGGCAGAUGUUCCAGCUAUUUAGAUCUCUGGGAUGAGAUCAUACAAUAAUUUGUUCAAGUCUCAGAGCUGGGUGACUUCUUCUGAAGGGCUUACUUCAGCUACUUGAAUAGCUGUGCUUAAAAUCGUUGCCGUAUCCGAGUGAAUAUCUGAAUAAAAUGCUUUAUUUAGUUGCAAAGUCUAUUUUGAGAGUUUUUAUAUGACAUAGUAAGACUUAGGCAGAGCCUUCCUUUCUAGGAAAAGGCACCUAUUAUUAAUGCUUUAUGAGCAGAAAUCUUCGGGCCUGUUGGAAUAAGCAGCUGGCUCAAGAUAACUCCUUGGUUGCAAUUUUUUAGUUAUUCCUGCAAUUGGUCGCAAUGACCUAGACUGCCUUCAGUUUGCGGUGGGUUGGGUUUUUUGAUUUUAUUUUUUGAUUUUACCAAUCUCCUUAGCUGCUGCUUAGGGUAAAGAUCACAGAAUCACAGAAUGGAGGAGGUUGGAAGGUACCACGGAAGAUCAUGUAGUCCAACCCCUAAAACAAGUACUUUAAAAUUCCCAGAACAGCUCUUUUAUAGAGAUGAGGAAGAUCGGGUUGUUCUAUCCUGACUGUUGGAUACCGUUUGCAAAAUCGAAUACACCAUUGGCUAUAUACACACCUCUGUGCACAUGCCUUCCGCUUUCUUUUGCCUUUUUAUUGUGUUCUGACUCCGAAGGAAAGCCAUCUGCUCCGACAUUCCCUGCAGGAUGGGCUUAGGGCUCUCCCAGGUGGGCUGCAGCUCCAGGGGACCCUGCAGUCUCCAGCAGUUUUCCUGGCAGGAAGAUCGGGCAGAGCUCUCCUGGACUCCUCUGCCGGUUCUCCCAGAGCUACUGGAAAAUAAAUGAUCUGUGGGUAAUAUAUCGGUUUGGACAGGUUGGCAAUCUCAAACCUGAAAAGCUUCCAGGCGUGUUUUGUUGGAAGCCUUCGAGUGCUAUGUCGGAGGGAGCAAGUUGCAUUUCCAAAGCACGGGAAACACACCAACGUCUUGGAUUUGCUUUGCCUCUGUACAGUAGGUCUGCAUUGCAAUUCCACACCAACGACGCAAACAGAUUUGGUGAUCAAUUAAACCAGCAGAAAACCGAAUGUUUGAGGGGAUGGCUCAAAGCCGGCCGUACCCCCGGACCUCGGAGGAUGCUGUGCUGCAGCCGUACCUCCUGCGCUCCUCCCCGCGACCACCACUUCAUCCCACGAGCCUCUCUUACCUAAGUGCUGCACCACCUUCCAUCGGGAUGUUGAUCGCAUGGAAGUCCUGACCAGAGGAGCAAAACUCAGCUGCCUUAGCAGUUGCUUCAGGCUGACUCCAGCUGAGCCCAGGCUGCUGCUGUUCAAAGGCUCGGGGGGGAUUUGCCGCUGAGCCGGGAGCGUUUGGCAUCCCCCCGACAGCCACUGCUCUCCUGGCUCCUGAGGGCUGAGUGUUCCGUCCUUACAAACACGAUGGGCACCACCUAGGAAUUUGCAGCCCUUCAAUACCAGUUACACACAAGUCUGAGGGUAGUUUCGGGGGUUGCUGGCUUGGCAUUGGGCUGGGCUCUGUGUCAGAUUUUUAUGAGCUUUUGUGAUGAAAACCAAAUUUCUUCCCAGUGUAACUUUGUGAUUUUUUUUUCAUGCUUUGAUUGUUUGCUAAUAAACAAUCUGUUAUUUUU
Molecule: messenger RNA, 7834 nt
Organism: Cygnus olor (mute swan)
Lineage: Eukaryota; Metazoa; Chordata; Aves; Anseriformes; Anatidae
Gene: CTDSPL
Product: CTD small phosphatase like
Exons: 8
Coding region: 784-1611 (275 amino acids)
Molecular function (GO): RNA polymerase II CTD heptapeptide repeat phosphatase activity
Source: RefSeq, a predicted model, not a curated record